UGUCUUUUCAGCCCACACCAGUUAUCUUGUUGAAGGAAGGCACGGAUUCCUCCCAAGGGAUCCCUCAGCUUGUAAGUAACAUCAAUGCCUGCCAGAUUAUCGCAGAAGCUGUUCGCACCACCCUGGGCCCUCGGGGCAUGGACAAACUUAUUGUUGAUGACAGAGGUAAAGCAACUAUCUCAAACGACGGUGCCACAAUCCUGAAACUUCUUGAUGUUGUCCACCCUGCUGCUAAGACAUUAGUGGACAUUGCCAAAUCUCAGGAUGCAGAGGUUGGCGAUGGCACAACUUCUGUGACUAUGCUGGCUGCAGAGUUCCUAAAACAAGUGAAGCCCUAUGUGGAGGAAGGUCUGCAUCCCCAGAUCAUCAUCCGAGCCUUCCGCACUGCAACUCAGCUGGCUGUAAAUAAGAUCAAAGAGAUUGCGGUGACAGUGAAGAAGGAAGAUAAAAACGAGCUAAGACGACUGCUGGAGAAAUGUGCUUCCACAGCCCUCAACUCAAAGCUGAUCUCCCAGCAGAAGGAUUUCUUCUCCCGCAUGGUGGUAGAUGCCGUCAUGAUGCUUGAUGAGCUGUUGCAGCUCAAAAUGAUUGGAAUAAAGAAGGUGCAGGGAGGUGCCCUGGAAGAGUCCCAGCUGGUGGCUGGAGUCGCCUUUAAGAAGACGUUCUCUUACGCCGGGUUUGAGAUGCAGCCGAAGAAGUACAAGUCCCCCAGGAUUGCUUUGCUGAACAUCGAGCUAGAGCUGAAAGCAGAGAAAGACAAUGCUGAAGUGAGAGUCAACAACGUGGAGGAUUACCAGGCCAUUGUGGAUGCAGAGUGGAGCAUCUUGUAUGACAAGUUAGACAAAAUCCACAAGUCGGGAGCCAAAGUUGUCUUGUCCAAACUGCCGAUUGGCGACGUAGCUACUCAGUACUUCGCAGACAGAGACAUGUUUUGUGCUGGUCGAGUGCCGGAGGAAGAUCUCAAAAGGACUAUGAUGGCCUGCGGUGGAUCUAUUCAGACUAGCGUUAAUUCCCUGACUGAUGAGGUUCUGGGACUGUGCGAGCUCUUUGAGGAGGCCCAGAUUGGAGGAGAUAGGUACAACUUCUUCACGGGCUGUCCGAAGGCAAAGACAUGCACGCUCAUCCUGCGAGGAGGUGCAGAGCAGUUUAUGGAAGAUAGUCAGGAGAGCGAUCAAGGUAUGAAGGAGCUGGAGACAAAGGUAAUGGGCUGCGUUGCUCCCUUUCAGAACGACUCCAUCGUUGCUGGCGGCGGCGCAAUAGAGAUGGAACUUUCGAAGUACCUCCGGGACUACUCCAGGACCAUUCCGGGCAAACAGCAGUUGUUGAUAGGCGCUUACGCCAAAGCCCUGGAGAUCAUUCCACGCCAGCUCUGCGACAACGCCGGCUUCGACGCCACCAACAUUCUCAACAAACUGAGAGCCAAACAUGCUCAGGGCGGCACCUGGUACGGGGUGGACGUGAGCAACGAAGACAUUGCCGAUAACUUUGAAGCCUACGUGUGGGAGCCGGCCAUUGUGCGCAUCAACGCUCUGACGGCAGCGUCUGAGGCUGCUUGCCUUAUCAUGUCUGUAGAUGAAACCAUCAAGAAUCCCCGUUCUACAGUAGACGCCCCUCCUGGGGGCCGGGGGAGAGGGAGGGGCAGGCCUCACAACCAUUGAGACUGCCUCUUUGUUAGUGUUGCAUCAUGGGGACCACAGGGACGACACUCGGGGCUGCUGUCUCCUAAAACAUGCAUGUUUCAAAAACCUACUGCCUGGCUUCUACCUUACAAACCAUUGACCGCCUGGUUAUUCGAUGGGUUUACAGGCAACAACUGUGGUUAUCUUAAGAGAAACCAGAUCCGAGUCGAUACAGCAGCCCCUUGUGAUGCCCUGGGCCUCUUGUCCCAUUAGGCCCAUUUCGUGUCCUUCCGCUUGGAAGCUGCACUGUCUGGUUCUCCUCGCUGUGCUGGAUAGGUCCAGACCGCGCACAUGGCAGCCCUUGAUCGUAUUUAUUGGUUUUUUGUCAGCGUGUUGAACCGAGAUACAAACACAAUAAAUAGUUACAAGCAC
Messenger RNA from Pelodiscus sinensis (Chinese soft-shelled turtle), 2051 nucleotides. The record is from RefSeq and is a predicted model, not a curated record. NCBI's taxonomy places the organism in Eukaryota, Metazoa, Chordata, Testudines, Trionychidae.